This is a messenger RNA of Manis javanica (Malayan pangolin), 2373 nucleotides long. It is a transcript of the gene MBD4, whose product is annotated as methyl-CpG binding domain 4, DNA glycosylase. Gene Ontology annotation, biological process: DNA repair. Lineage: Eukaryota; Metazoa; Chordata; Mammalia; Pholidota; Manidae. Gene Ontology annotation, molecular function: DNA binding; pyrimidine-specific mismatch base pair DNA N-glycosylase activity. Gene Ontology annotation, cellular component: nucleus. The record is from RefSeq and is a predicted model, not a curated record.
CUAGCGGCGAUGGCCUUCGGGGCGGCCGGAAAGCUACUGUGGAGUUUGAUGAACUUUACCUGUCUUCAUCUUUCGUUUUCAGCCUAGCGCUCUGAGCUGAAGAAUUUUUCACAUUUUACUUUGCUCCACUCCCGGGGCGUCGCACCAAAUUGGCUCGUUGCUGCAGCCGGAGCCGUGAAGAGCACGGCUAGGAUGGAGAGUCCGAGCCUGGGAGACUGCGGAGACGCCCUCGCGGGCACCGCCAGUGAGCGCCUAGUCCCAGACCGGCCUUGUCACCUCCGCAAGGAAGAUGGUGCUCUGGGAUUGGAAAGAUUGGGGGACGAUGAUAAACAAGCAGUAAUAAAAAGCAAUGAGUGUAAUCCCCUGCCUCAAGAAUCCAUCAAUUCUGCUCAAUGUGAUGAUCCUGCAGUGACAGUAUGCCAUAAGUCUGUCCCAUGUGGAUGGGAAAGAGUUGUGAAGCAAAGGUUAUCUGGGAAAACAGCAGGAAGAUAUGAUGUAUAUUUUAUCAGCCCACAGGGACUGAAGUUCAGAUCCAAAAGUUCAGUUGCUAAAUAUCUUCACAAAAAUGGAGAGACUUCACUUAAGCCAGAAGAUUUUGAUUUUACUGUACUUUCUAAAAGGGGCAUGAAGUCAAGAGAUAAAGACGGCAGCAUGGCAGCUUUGACUCAGUCCCAACUGCAAAGCAAAAGUAACAAUUUAAACCGGAACCUCAGGACACGAAGCAGGUGGAAAAAAAAUGUGUUUCCUCUGCCAGGUGGUGGUUUGGAAUUGCAAGAUAGCAGAGGACUAUCCAACUUUACUUCCAUUCCUUCUUCCAUGCUUUUGAAAGAAGAUGAGGGUGUUCAUGCUGUUGAACCUGGAAAGGUGAGAAGGUCCAAAGGAAAGGUGACUACUUUGAACGAAAUUCAAAUUAAGGAAACUAAAACAAGGCACCGGAAGAGACUUCCAGAGUCUGUUCAAAGUAAUAGAAAAAGAGAAACUGUGCAUACUAAGGAAGAUGCUGAAAGUGAAUCUGUCACACAACAAAGUCACCUUGAUGGAGCUCUCUGCAUUUCUGAUGCCAGAGCAAGCAGCAACCUCAGUGUGACCAAUGAAGCAAAGAGACUUGUAGAAGAAAAAUCAUUGAGUUCAGAAUCAAAUUUUCAUUGUGAACAGAUAACUUCCAGCAUCAUCAACAAAUCACGUUCAAGCAAAGAAGCAGAACAAAGCCAGAAGCGUGAGGGUACCUUUUUAGAAUCUGAAGAAAUAAGAACAGAAGUAGAAGUUGGCAAAAGGAAGGAGCAUUUGCAUAUUGACACUUUAAAAUGUGGCUCUGAAAUGGACAGGAACUGCUCACAAACCGAAAAAGACUGUCUUUCUGUGAAAACAUGUCAAGAAGAUACCAUCCCACAGACCCAAAUAGAAAAAAGGAAAACAAGCCUGUAUUUCUCCAGCAAAUACAACAAAGAAGCUCUUAGCCCCCCACGACGCAAAGCCUUUAAGAAGUGGACCCCUCCUCGGUCACCUUUUAAUCUUGUCCAAGAAACACUUUUCCACGACCCAUGGAAGCUCCUCAUUGCCACUAUAUUUCUCAAUCGGACCUCAGGCAAAAUGGCAAUCCCUGUGCUUUGGGAGUUUCUGGAGAAGUAUCCUUCAGCUGAGGUAGCAAGAGCUGCAGAUUGGAGAGAUGUGUCAGAACUUCUUAAACCUCUUGGUCUGUACGAUCUUCGAGCAAAAACCAUUAUCAAAUUCUCAGAUGAGUAUCUAACAAAGCAGUGGCGCUAUCCAAUUGAGCUUCACGGGAUUGGCAAAUACGGCAAUGACUCUUACCGAAUUUUUUGUAUCAAUGAGUGGAAGCAGGUGCGCCCUGAAGACCAUAAGUUAAAUAAAUAUCAUGACUGGCUUUGGGAAAAUCAUAAAAAAUUAAGUCUGUCUUAAAACUCUUGGAAGUCUUCAAACUUCAUUUCACAAGUUACUUUGCAUUUGAUUCUUAAGAGCUCCGUUUUGACCAGCUAACUUACAGGCAUGUAGGCUUUACUCAGCCCAACUAGAAACCUCACGUAUGUUUUCUUAAUGUGUGUGCCACUGGUAGUGUUGCUAAAUGAAUGUACUAGAACAUGUUUUGAACAGUUUUUGUUUUUAAUAAAUCGUUAUUUGACCACAGUCCUAAAAAUGUAUAUGACUUCUCCAAUGAUGAAAUGCGAUUUGUAAGUGAAAAGCCUUUCUAAACUACCAGUAAUGCAAAAUAAAUUGCUAUCAACCUUCUUGAGGAAAGAUUAGAUUUUCUGUUCUCUUUGUGUAAAAAUGUUACACAGUUAUAUGAAGAAGAAGUCAAAGAGUUGCUACCAAAAAUGUAAGAAAAAAUAUUACAAAGUCUAUCAGGCAGUUAAUUAA